GAAAAGCUUGAGUAGUUUCUUCGCUUCGGCCCCUUGAUGCUCCGUCUGAAAUUCUCGACCCGCCUCUCGUAGCUGGCUUCCCCUGCAUUUAGAGUGCUGAUGAUAUGGUAGAAUUUCAUCGCAUUUGAAACAGACAUCCCUGCAACAAUUUUCGAGAACACGGCUGUUGGAAGUUUGUCGGUAUUUUUUUCGCAGCCUCGUAGACAGGCCGCCGAUAUUUCACAUUUAGAGGACUUUGCGAGGGAUCCUCACUAUGAGUACAAUAGUGCACGCCCGGGUAAUGCCCAACCGGGCGCAUGAUUAUCUCUAUGACACAAAUCAUACUGUGGCCGGGAGAACAGAUCAUAUACGGAAUAUGAUGAAGUGUCAGACAGCGGAUGCGAUAAUACAGCCGUCGUUCGAUAACAUGUUCUCUACACUGCGUCACCAUCCAUCAACGAGAUAUGCCUUGCGCGCACACAACCUUCCCUCACAUCUGGGCAAUGACCGCCGCACCUACAUCUCCACUCAACCCGACGUCACAGGUGCCAACCGAUUCAAGUACUUCCGCAGACCCAUCAUCCCGUACAUGCCUUCGCUCGGUGCGCAAGUCGUGUAUGCUCGACGGCCUAUGGCUAUGACAGCCAUGGCGGCGGGCGCAGUAGAAGAGUCUUCUCGACCGGUAACCCCGUUCACGAAGACUGUCGGGAUACAAACGAUGUACAGAGAAUCAGAUGCGCAGACAGAUCCAUAUACCCCGGAAUACACUCUGCACCCGUCAUGUGCAGACGGCGCAAAUCCGCCAGAGAUCCUGUCUCUGCUUACUCUAACGUUCGGCCAGGGAUUGCCGGUUACGACAACGGAGCUGGAGCUGAUCGAGAGGGCGCGGGCAAAGCGAGCAUGGGAGGCGACAUUACCGCCCGUAACUGAUCAAGCCUCGUUCGAGAAGCGCCUGCGAAUGAUGGAGGAGAUGGAAAUGCGGGAGUGGAGGGAGCGAGAAGAUGAGAUCAAGCGACUGCAGGAUGCACGUCUUGAGGUUCUCAAGCAGGUCAUUGAAGAACGAGAGGUGGCCAAUGAGGUCUUGUCGGAGGAACGUGUAAAGAAGGCGUGGGAGCGCAAGAUGGUGGAGCGGGAUCAGGUUCUGGAGAAGCUGCAGCGCAAGAAGAUCAAAGCACUGCGAAGAUUAGCCGAUCGGCGAGCGCAUGUGGAGCCGAAGAUUGAGCGGAGGGACAUCAUUUCAGAGUAUGCAGACUUUGGAUCCAAGGUCUAUGCACCAUGUACGAGAAAUGGUGUCUUUUAUGACAAGCCGGGAGCAACAAUCCAGGUGCACCUAGGCGAUGGCGUUGAAGGCUUCAAUGCUCUCUCGGAAUUGGAACGGGAUAUACUGCCGAAGCUCCUCAAUGCUUCAUUACUGCAACCGCCUACCCUCGAAAAGAAGAGCAGUCAUACCGCUCGCAAGGAUGCACAACUGUACGCACAAUUGGAGCUUAUGGACCAAAAGCUCAAGGAGCGACGGGCGGCAGAUGGGCAAUCAGAAUUCCGUUCGCCAAGCCCUCCCCUGCGGUUUGCUCAAAAGAUUGAGAAACCGCCUGUCAGACCCCCUACACCGCCGAUUCUGGAUCCGAGAGAGGAAGAUGAAGAGAUGGAAGUUGCUGCCAUCUUAUUACAGAAGCUCAUUCGUGGUCGUGCGGCUCAGAGCCUCAUGUAUCAAGGAAAACAACGCCGCCUCAACCUCAUCUCCGAACUCCGUAUCCGUCAAUCCGUCCUUCCGCCCAUCGGCUCGUACAGAUCACCAGGGCGACCCAGCUCCUACCCGGCAUCCUCUUCACCCGCACAAGAUGCUUUGGAUAGGCUUGCUGGCGGCGAUCAUAGUCAGGCGGCAGUGGCCGCGGCUGCUGGCGAUGUCGCUGCCGCCCAGGGAUUGGAGACAGGCGCUGGGUUGCGAGAUGCUGUGGACAGGGCUGUCCGGAGGGAGCUGGAGGUCAUCUUUGGGGAGGAAAUCAUAACCGCGGGUUCAGAAACCGACAACAUGCCCCCACCCACCUCCACCGACGGCCUCACCGCCUCCAUCUCCUCCAAUCUCCUCUCCCAAUACACAUCUCAAACACUCGCCUUCCUCACCACCGAGCUCGUGCGCCUCCGCGAGCUGCACCGCAUCAGCGCCUUGGUUAAACUCGCCGAACGGACGCGGCGGAUGCGCGAAGCCGAGGAAAGCGGGCGCAGGCAGGCGGAGAUGGAGCGACGUGUAAUUGAGGAUGAGGUGUUCCGGCAGGUUAUGACGGUGCAUAGGGAGUCGGUGGAGUCGUAUUUGGAGGAUGUGGUUGCGGGUGUUGGGGAUAGAGUUGCUGGUGUCAAGGCGAAGCAGCAAGUGAGGGAGUAUGUGAGCAGGGUUAAUAGAGUGAUGGAGGCUGUGGAAAAUGGCCUGCCAGGUGCAGACCAAAAUACAGGCGGUACAUCAGAUGAAACCACUGUGGCAGAUCUAGUUGCCUCUUUCCUGAUACCAGAGGUCGAACGACAGACAUUGCGGAAUCAAGUGAAAUCCGACCAACGCAAAUACAUCCAAGCAGCCCACACCAGCAUUUCCGCUGCCAUCAGCGACAUCGAGGCGCAAAGCAAAGAUUCCAUCCAUCCCUCCACAUCCAGCCUCAACGUGCGUACUGGUCCUGCAACGGCGCGGGCCAGCACCAUCGCCGGGCCCAAUGGGGCGGAUGAUGGAGGCGUCCAGGGGCUUUUGCAGCGCUUGCAGUCGGAUGAUGCGGUGGAUGGUGGGAAGGAUAAGUCGGCGCCGUUGUCGAGGCAGGGAUCACGCUCGGCUUCGAGGGUAUCCCGACAAGAGUCUUAGGAAUGGCGUGUUGGGGACAGUUUUUUGGGUGCUGCAUCUUGACUGAAUGGUUUACGGUACAGGGCGAGCGCAUGUUCAGAAUAUAUUAUGGAGA
Messenger RNA from Fimicolochytrium jonesii, 2915 nucleotides. RefSeq names its product solute carrier, TRAMD3 or PAT1-domain-containing protein. The record is from RefSeq and is a predicted model, not a curated record. NCBI's taxonomy places the organism in Eukaryota, Fungi, Chytridiomycota, Chytridiomycetes, Spizellomycetales, Powellomycetaceae. The transcript has 10 exons. Bases 254 to 2821 code for a protein of 855 amino acids.